UUGUAAACUCCUGUAGUCCACCUAGGAAACGCUCUAAAAAAAGACACCUGAGUGCAGAAAUGAAAGAGGUCAUUUUGAAUAUAUAUAAGAUCGAGCGCGAGGAGAACGAGGCAUCAACCAUCAAAGAAAUUGUUGUGAAGGUUUCUCACAAAGUUGGGGUGUGUCGCGCAUCAGUGUUUAAUGUGUUAAGACAAUACACAAAAAAUCACACCUUUUCUGAGCCAAUGACCAGUAAACAUCGCAAAAGUAUUGUUAAAUCAUUGGAUGAAGCUGAUAAGCAUGCGAUUAGGAGGAAAGUGCAUGAAUUCUUCUUUAGGAAUGAAAUACCUACUAUAGAUAAAGUACUGCAGGAGGUAAAUGGAGAUACAACGUUGCCAAAUUUCAAACGAUCAACUUUCCAUGCGUUACUGAAGCAUUUAAAUUUCAAAUGGAAAAAACGGGGUCGUAAUAGUUUACUACUGGAUAGAGAAGAAAUUGUGCUAUGGAGGAGGGAUUAUUUAACAAAAAUUAGGAAAUAUAGAAAUCAAAACAGGAAGAUUUAUUACCUUGAUGAAACGGGGGUAAACGCAGGACACACUACAAAUGGACUGUCAACCGGAUUAAAAAAUCCAGCAGUACUUCGAUUUCCAGGUAAAGGGAAAAGGCUCAUUAUCUGCCAUAUUGGCAGUGAGGAUGGAUUUGUUGUUGACGGUCUGUGGUGCUUUGAGUCUAAGAAAACUGGAGAUUACCACGAGGAAAUGAAUGGCGAAUCGUUUGAACAGUGGUUUUCAGAAAUUUUACCGAACUUAGAGGAAAACGCAGUAAUUGUGUUGGAUAAUGCGCCUUAUCAUUCUCGAAGAAUGGAGAAGGUCCCAACAACGGCUUCAAGGAAAGUUGAUGUUCAAAAUUGGCUCCGUUCGAAAAAUAUCAACUUUGAAGAAGCAAUGCUGAAAGUACAAUUAUUAAGAAUUGUCAAGGAUCACAAGGCGGAAUAUCAAAAAUACGCCAUUGACGAAAUGGCAGCAAGUCAAAAUAAAACUGUGCUCCGUUUACCUCCAUACCAUUGCGAGGUCAAUCCCAUUGAGCUCAUAUGGGCAGAGGUUAAAAAUUAUAUAGCUAAGCACAAUACAACUUUUAAAUUUUGUGACCUCAAAGGACUUUUCAAAGAAGCACUAGAAUUAAUAACAGCGCAAAAAUGGGAAAACUGUAUUAAGCACGUGAAAGACAAAGUUGAAAAGAGAAUGUGGGAACUGGACAAUAUUUUAGAGGAACAAGUCGAGCCAUUCAUUAUUGACGUUGGUGCUUCAGGCAGUAGCGAUGAUGAAAGCUCAUCAAGCUCAUCUUUCCAAUAA
This is a messenger RNA of Acanthoscelides obtectus, 1331 nucleotides long. NCBI's taxonomy places the organism in Eukaryota, Metazoa, Arthropoda, Insecta, Coleoptera, Chrysomelidae. The record is from the annotation of a GenBank genome assembly.